Messenger RNA from Heterostelium album PN500, 1056 nucleotides. Its product is annotated as B-box zinc finger protein. The record is from RefSeq and is a predicted model, not a curated record. Lineage: Eukaryota; Evosea; Eumycetozoa; Acytosteliales; Acytosteliaceae. The coding region runs from base 1 to 1056 and encodes 351 amino acids. The transcript is spliced from 2 exons.
AUGUGUUUACAUAAUAAAACAAAUUUAAUUAUUUGUAGAAAUUGUUCUAUUACAAUAUGUGAUGAUUGUGUUAAGAAUGAUCAUCAUGGUCAUUCAAUCAUACAGUCGUUAGAUUACAAACAAAGAUUGAAUGAUCUUUGGAAUGCUUUGAAUCUACAAUCGGAUGCAUAUCAAUACUCUGUGGAAAAGGAAAAGGAAAUAACUUCACACUAUGAGAAUCUACAUCGCUUACUGGCAACCGAAGAACAUAACCUAAAGAAACCAAUAGUAGAACAAAAACAACAAUCAGAACAAAAGAUAGAUAACAUACUCUCAGAGAUUCAAACAAUAAAUCAUUUGAUCGCUUCGACAACAACAACAACAAGUCUAUCACCUACCACUAUCACUACACAAACUUCUCCGGAUAUAGAUCAAUUAGAAUCAGAUUUUUCAGAUUCAAAUAAUCUCUAUCAAAGUAGAAUAGAAUCUAUUGUCAGUACAAUCAAAGAAUCGAGUGGAAUCAAUCAAUUGCUAUGUAACCGAAAUUUGAUAGGCGGCGGCGGUGGCAAUACCAAACAAUUGACGAUUUCAGAGUUGCUGGAAACGAUGCAACAAACAAAAACACUCGAACCUCCAAUCUUUCACGAAAUAAAAGUGGAUAUCGAUAAGAUGUCGUCACUAAGAAGUCAGCUAAGAGAUUCAAUUAGAGCUGUUCCUGUUCCAUCGAAGCAGCUGUUCACUACCUUUAAACCGAUGAAAUUCGACGAUCGUAAAGAGAAACAUAUGAUCUUUUCGAUUGGUGCUCGUGGCAAUGAUAUCUCCAUUUUUAAUCCUUAUAUUGACAUGGAAAUACGAUCGCUAAGUAAUGUAAAGCCACCCACGACACUCCCAUUGAACGACUCUCUAUAUUCAAUGGUUAAGCUUGGAAUGGAUAUCUAUUUGUUUGGUGGUGUAGAUUCCUCAAGCUUUUGUUUAUACAAUCCACCCACUCAGAGUUUCUUACCACUGUCUGUAAACGGUGAUUAUCAUGUUGCUGGCAGUAAGAAUCUGUCGAGAACAGCAACCAACGGUAGUUGA